Hymenoscyphus albidus is the source of this 758-nucleotide messenger RNA. NCBI's taxonomy places the organism in Eukaryota, Fungi, Ascomycota, Leotiomycetes, Helotiales, Helotiaceae. The record is from the annotation of a GenBank genome assembly.
AUGACUAUUGAACGCUACCCCCUCGAUGCAGAACACGGAGGUGUAGACCCCCUUUACUUUGGCAAGGUUUCUGAACAUGAUUCCUCGGUAGGAAUAACGAACAGAGGUAUAUCAUUGCAACUCCCUUUGAUGAAGGUCAAAGGGUCAAAAAUGAGUAUCUGGCCUGCCUUGGGUGUGGAAAUGGCGAGGCACAUUGCUGUGUACUUUUAUCAUGGCUUGAAGUUGGCAGUCAGUACGCAAGAGUUCGCUCCGAUAAGCUUCUCACUAUUCCAUGCCAGAUGAAACAUGCUGUCGAUGCACUGAGGGAAGUGUUCAUUCAACAAAAGCCCAUGUUCCCCGAGCAUUUUGACAGCCACCGAGUUAGCACUAUUGUUUUCCCAGGAACCAAUACCCAGACCCUUGAAAUUAUCUCAAGAACCCCCGGAGUUCGGUGCCACUCUGAAACGCGAACCCUUGAACUCGACAUGAUUUUGGAGACAGAUGCUGAACAAAAUCAUAAACGAAAGAUUCAACUGGCGUUCAAAUCGACUCACUAUGCCAAUCUGCAAAUAUGGGAUGAUAUGAUCCUAACCAUAGAGAUUUGUGAGGCAGGUUGUAACUUUCAACUAGAUUCAGACAAUCCGGUAGUUAUUGAAAAUAAUGGAAAGAGGCUCAUAAGAGGAGAGAGCAGAGUGGAGAUAAGUCCAGAAUCAAAGAUUUACCAAGGCAAAAUCGUAAAGUUGGUAAUAUUCAGAUAUUACCGUUAUAGGAUGGAUUAA